AUGCGAAGAAAUCAAAAUGCAGAGUUUGGUCAAAAAGACAGAAAUACCCGAAAAGACUGUGAAAAAGCUAAAAAUACAAAACUGAGAACAAGAAAACUUCAGCUGAAUGUCAAGCAGGACACUGACAGCAUGAAUGCUUUCAGACGAAAACAAGCAUCCCUGGCCGCUCCGACAGCUCCUCGGACAACGCCUGGCUCCCGCAUUGACAGCGAUUCCGAGCAGGACACGCCAGCUCAGUUCACCCGUGGGCUGGGUGCGGGAGUCCGAGCGGGACCCACCACCGCCCCGACCGCCCGGCCCUUGCCAGCGCCCCGCGGCACGGCGCGGCUCUUCGUCCCUCGCCCACAGCCAGGGCACCCGCCGCAGACCCCACCGUCCGGCCUGGCAGCCCCGACACCGACACCCUCCCCUCCUUCUCCUCCUCCCCCGGCUCUCCCUCACCUCGACGCCCCUCCGAGCCCUCCGGACCGGGAGUCCGUCUCUCCGUCCCGUCCCCCCGCCCCGGGCGGGGCCCGCUCCCCUCACCCGUCCCCGAUGGGCUCCCCCACCACACACCGACGGCGGCGGGACAGGACGGUCCCGGGGGGACCCCGCUCCCCCGCCGGAGCCGUUGGCACGGCCGCAGCCACCUCACCCCGGCGGCUCCCCCGGCCCCGCGCCCUGCCCGGCUGGCCCCGGCGGCAACUGGCGCCCCCUCCUCAGGGUGCCCCUCCGCGGGCACUGCGCCGCCGCUCUCCCCGGGGCAAGGGGUACUGCUGCCCUCGGCUCCCGCCCGCCGGCCACCUGCCCUCCCCCGAGGGGUUCCCUCCGGCCGCCCCCGGGCAGCGAGGACUCAGAGCCGUCGUCCUGUCCCGUCCCGUCCCGUCCCGCCGGCCGCCCCCGCACGCACCCGUCACCCGCCGCUGCCGCCAUCUUGGGCGCCCCGAGCCGCAGCCUCCUCGGAGCGGCCCCUCGGCGACGUCAGCGCCGCGCAGAGGCCGCCCCCCCCCCCGCCCCGCGUGCCCCCCCCGCGCCCGCUCGGCGCGGGGAUCCCUGCUCCCUCAGCCGCUGGGGUCGGGGACCCGCCGGGACACACGCGGCGUCGAGCCGGCGGGGGAGCGCCGGUAG
Chroicocephalus ridibundus (black-headed gull) is the source of this 1107-nucleotide messenger RNA. RefSeq lists its product as uncharacterized. NCBI's taxonomy places the organism in Eukaryota, Metazoa, Chordata, Aves, Charadriiformes, Laridae. The record is from RefSeq and is a predicted model, not a curated record. The coding region runs from base 1 to 1107 and encodes 368 amino acids. The transcript is spliced from 2 exons.